This is a messenger RNA of Pteronotus mesoamericanus, 9501 nucleotides long. It is a transcript of the gene UBXN7, whose product is annotated as UBX domain protein 7. Gene Ontology annotation, molecular function: ubiquitin binding. The transcript is spliced from 11 exons. Gene Ontology annotation, cellular component: nucleus. The record is from RefSeq and is a predicted model, not a curated record. Bases 16 to 1590 code for a protein of 524 amino acids. Lineage: Eukaryota; Metazoa; Chordata; Mammalia; Chiroptera; Mormoopidae. Gene Ontology annotation, biological process: proteasome-mediated ubiquitin-dependent protein catabolic process.
GCUUUGGGACCGUCAAUGAGCCUGCGCAGACCGCGCGGCAAGGUGGGGGAGGGCGGUCCGUGUGUGUCUGUGUUGUUGUUCGGCGGCGGCGGCGGCGGCGGCGGCGGCGGCGGCGGUAAGAUGGCUGCCCACGGGGGCUCCGCGGCGUCCUCGGCGCUGAAGGGGUUAAUUCAGCAGUUCACCGCCAUCACCGGUGCAAGUGAAAGUGUAGGGAAACACAUGCUUGAAGCCUGCAACAAUAAUUUGGAGAUGGCAGUCACAAUGUUUUUGGAUGGUGGUGGAAUCGCUGAAGAGCCCAGUACCAGUUCAGCAAGUGUCUCCACUGUUAGACCACACACAGAAGAAGAAGUUCGUGCUCCAAUUCCUCAAAAGCAGGAAAUAUUGGUGGAACCAGAACCUUUGUUUGGUGCUCCUAAAAGACGGCGGCCUGCACGUUCAAUAUUUGAUGGUUUCCGGGAUUUUCAAACUGAAACUAUUCGGCAAGAACAGGAAUUAAGAAAUGGAGGAGCCAUAGAUAAGAAACUAACUACCCUUGCAGAUCUAUUCCGGCCACCCAUUGAUUUGAUGCAUAAAGGCAGCUUUGAAACAGCCAAAGAGUGUGGCCAGAUGCAGAAUAAGUGGCUGAUGAUAAACAUUCAAAAUGUACAAGACUUUGCAUGCCAGUGCCUCAACCGUGAUGUAUGGAGCAAUGAAGCUGUGAAGAAUAUUAUCCGGGAACAUUUCAUUUUCUGGCAGGUUUAUCAUGACAGUGAGGAAGGUCAGAGAUAUAUACAGUUUUAUAAGCUAGGGGAUUUCCCCUAUGUUUCCAUCUUAGAUCCACGGACAGGUCAGAAGCUAGUAGAGUGGCACCAGUUAGAUGUUUCUUCUUUCUUGGACCAAGUGACGGGAUUUCUGGGUGAACAUGGGCAACUGGAUGGACUUUCUAACAGUCCCCCCAAAAAAUGUGCCCGUUCAGAGAGCCUUAUAGAUGCAAGUGAAGACAGCCAGCUAGAAGCUGCCAUCAGAGCCUCCUUGCAAGAGACACAUUUUGAUUCAUCACAGACAAAACAGGAUAGCCGCUCAGAUGAAGAAUCUGAAUCUGAACUUUUUUCUGGCAGUGAGGAAUUCAUAUCUGUUUGUGGCUCUGAUGAAGAAGAGGAAAUAGAGAAUCUUGCCAAGUCCAGAAAGUCUCCCCACAAAGAUUUGGGGCAUAGAAAAGAGGAGAACAGAAGGCUGCUGACUGAGCCCCCAGUCAGAACUGAGCCUGGAACAACCACAAACCACCAAGGAUUGCCAGCCAUGGAUUCAGAAAUAUUGGAGAUGUCACCUGAAAAAUCAGAUGGACUAGUAGAGGGCACAGACAUAAAUGGACCAAAAGCACAGCUGAUGUUGCGGUAUCCAGAUGGAAAAAGGGAACAGAUCACUCUUCCAGAGCAAGCUAAAUUGCUAGCUUUGGUGAAGCAUGUCCAGUCUAAAGGAUAUCCAAAUGAACGUUUUGAACUUCUCACCAACUUCCCUCGAAGGAAACUCUCUCAUCUGGACUAUGACAUUACAUUACAAGAGGCAGGCCUUUGUCCUCAAGAGACUGUGUUUGUACAGGAAAGAAAUUAACAUCAUGGCCUGACCUCUCUCAGCUUACCCCUUUUUUCCCUUUUCCUGUGAGAUACCAAGUCACUGAGUAUGCAUUUUGGCUCAUAGGACCAUAGAGCCAAAGUUGGGCAAGCAAGUCACCUGCCUUCGCUUUUAUUCUUUGCUCUCUCCUAUAAUCAGUCUCUUUCACCCCCACCCCUUUGUUUUCCCCUCUCCUUUCCUAUUUUCGUCUUUUUCUUAUUCUUUCUUUCUUAAUUGGGUGACCAAAUGGAAGUGUAAGGAUAAGACCCCCCAGUACUGGCAGCAGGACACGAGUGUUCCAAUAAGUGGUCUCUUGCACAGCACUUUUUGGGGAUCAAAUGAUAACAUUAGUCCUCAGACUUCUUUAGUAAAGGAAUGGCUAGAUUCAGAAUAAGAACAGCCUCCGUUUUUUCUAAGUCCCAUUUUUAGUUGGGGGAAGAAAUUCUUUAACACACGUUUUGCUUUGUUUUGUUUUAUUGUUCAUGUAAGAAAUAUCACAUAACAAAAUACCAGGCUUUUGUUUACAUUGAGAAAGCGUCCCUUAUAAUUAUUACUCAUCAUAGUUAAAAAUUUUUUUAAAGGAUUCCCAUUCUCUCAGCUAGAAUUAUUUCCAUGAGGUGUGUUAUUGGCAAGUGUGAGUGUUAAAUAAAUGUUGAGUGAAUAGCAUGGGAUGGCUUUCAAUUUCCGAGCCUGUGACAGCUUUCUUCAUUAAUACUCUGUAAACUAUAUUGAUCCUGCUAGUCCCAGAAUGGACUUUCAGAGAGCAUAUUGUGGUAACUUGGAUAGGAAGGUGCUUGCUGUUUUUGCCAGGACAGCAUAUUCGUUCUUUUGGCCCUUCCAUUGUUUGGGUCCCCAGGUGAUCUAAAAGAAGGCAGCUAUUCGAUAAUCAUGCAAUACAGUGGCUUGUAGUUGUAACCACUAUGGUUAUGGAUUGUCCUAUGUGCUUUAGGCAUACUGAUAUAUGUCCUGGUGUCGGGGACAGGGAGGAAAAGUAUGUAGCUGAGAGUAGCUAACCAUGUUUCCUUGGUUAGAAAUAAUGGUUUGUUUUUACCCCUGGUUGGAACAGUCUCUAAAAGGCUCUGGUGACUAAAUGAGCUUAAUUCCUCAUGCUUUUUCUUGCAAAAGGUAUCAAAACUGAAAGCCUGUCCAAGGUGAAGACCUUUAAAUUCAAGUCAUAAACCAACAUUUAGUAAAGGAGGUGGGGAACAUUGCCAGUAGUCUUCAGGUAUGGGUUUUUUUCAAAUUGUAGUUAGUGAAAGCUCUUCUCACUGUUGUUUGGAAGAUGCCAUCUUGAAUCUACAUAACACUAUUUGACUUACCAGCUUCACUAUAUGCUCAGUUCUUAUUUUGAGCUUAAAGUAGAGUCCUCUGAAGGGGUAGGGGUGAUUCUGGUGGCAAAAUCAGAACUUUAACUUGCUGUAAAAGAGUAAUUAAUAUAAGGUGGACCUAUGCCAUCAAUUGGGGAUUUAGAUAGAUUGAUUCAUCUACUUGAGGGACAUAAAUUGCUAUUGCUCAGAGAACUUUAGGUUCCCAUCUAUUUUAAGGUCACUCAAUGGGUAACUAGGGGAUUUUUUUUAAAAGAUGCUUAUGUGUUGCUAGUACUCAAUUAAAGAAUAUGGUUUCUAAUGGUUGAAUUUUGAGGGAACUCUCCCUAAAGAACAAGUAAUGUUUCUCAAGGAAAUCAUGGAAAAUUCUGUUUAUUCUUCAGUGAGUCCUUUUGGAUUAAUGUUCUUACAUUUUUUCUAAGUCUGUGUAAGUGCUUAUGUAUAAGUAUAUAAUUGUAUAAAUAUUUAUAAAUAUAUUUAUAUAAUUACAAUUUCAUUUAUACCUUGAGUCAAAGUUCUCUCUUUAGAUUGGUGAUUGAGUAAUAUAGGCUCUUCCGACUAACUAGCAGCUUCUGAAUUAUUGAGGAGAUACGGUUUUCAUGUUAAUUCCUCAGUUGUAUCUCUGAACUCGGAUAAUAGACUUACUAUUUAAAGAAUAGAGCUGUAUUCUGUCAAAGAUACAUUAGAGGGUAAAAAAAAAUGUCAGUAGUAAACAAGGUCAGAAUCUAAAAAUUCAGGGAAGUACAGGGUAAGAAGUGAGGCUAUGCCCAGUUUUGGUGCUGUGAUGGCACCCAUCUGUACUCAGCAAAGUCAAGUCACAGCUAAAGCCCAAAUCUGUCAAAAAUGUGAAGUCUAGAACUUUAUAGGACUCUGUUUUAUUCUUUUACCUAUUAGCUUCUCUUUAUAAAACAUGUCUAGAGAACUUGAGACAACAUGUUCAUUAAUGAUAGGAUGUAGUUCUUUUUGAUAAGCUCAGCCCUGGCAUAUCCAUUUAUGAGAAACCAAAGUGACUUUUUCAGCUAUGAGAUGACUAAGUAUUAUAUAUUAAGUGAUUUAAGUAAACAUAUUAAAGAGAUGAGGCAUGAGAUACUGACUCAACUUAGAUACAGCUGAGUUGUUGAGUACAAGAUUUAGAGGGUUUUAUUUUGAGGCAGGAGUGUAAUUACCCUGGGUUUGAUACAGAGGCCCAUGGGAAGGAAGGAUUAUGGAUUAUACAUGGGAAGAGUGAAUAAGGAAUAUUGCUUUACUCAAGAAUUUAAUUCACUUAGGGAGUAUCCUUCCUCUAGUUUGUCUUAUUUCCUCUGCAAAUUUCUUUGCUCUUUGGAGGAGUGGUUUUACUGAAUAGAUUAAAUGAGGUUAGUAAGAUAAUGAAAAAGUAGUUUAAAACAGUCAUUCCUUAUAGGUAUUGGAAACAGCUUGAAAGAGAUUAUAAAAGGGAGGAAAAGAACAAAGUAGAUUUUGUGAGUAAGUGACAAGACAAAUAGAGGGAGAUAAAAUGAAAACUAGUUGGGGGAAAAGUGACAGGAAGCCUCUAUUGAAAUUGAUUUAGGAAGGAACCGGAAAAGAGAAAAAAGCCAAAUGAGGGAAGAACAGAGAACUAAUUUUGAGUCACUAGCAUGUGCAAGGUAACUGAUGUACAUUUUCUCCUUUAAUCUUUCUUAGAACUCUACAAAAUGUGUAUUUCCCAUUUUAUAGAUAAGAAAGAAAAUUGAAGUUCAGAGAAUGUGUUCAGAAUGUCAAAACCAGUAAGUGGCAAAAUCAAAAUUGGCAUUUUGAGAGUCUGUGUUCUUUUUACUCCCAUGUUGUUGUCUCCUACAGUAGGGGAAUUGGUCUAAAGGGUUAUCUUCCUGUUAUUUGGCUCUGUAAAGUAUCAUUUGGUUAUGUGUCCCUAAAGUUUGUGGGAUACGUGCUAUGCCUAUGAAUUCUUAUUUAUACCAUUAUUUUGAGGAGCUAAUUAUUCUUUUCUUGAAAUGAUGGACUGAUAAAAAUGUGAAAGGAAAAUACCUAGGUGGCAUUACUUGCCAAGAAUAAAUACAAAGGAUAAAAAAAAUACCUUUUUAAAACCACUUUUCAGAAAAGAUAGUUAUCUUUUCUGUAUUCCACCCAUACCAGAUUAUUGAAUCCUUUUAUGUAUAUGUUUUUAAAUAUUGUAUAAAAUUCUCCUUCCUUGACUAUAUAAAUCAGUUAUUUAUUGAGUCCUUAAUCAAACAUCUUGAAAUCUAAGAUCUAGUUCCUUCCUGUUUUACCCAGUUGGAGAGACAGCCUACACAUGAGGUAAUUGGAGAACAUGUAAAUGCUUAACCUUUCUGGGGCUCAACUGGCAUGACUUCACUAGUUGUGUUUUUUAAACAAUUUAUAAUUGUAAUAGACAUACAGGAAGGAGAAAGAAUACUGUGUGCUUCUUCAGUUGGGACAGUCUUCACAAAAAUAAAAAACUGAAAAGUAGCAAACACUGUAGCUCAAAUUUUCUUUUGACUCACCAGUAUUCUUUAGUUCCAACUUUUGUAACUACUUAGGGCAUUAAAUUUAUCAGUAAAGCAUACCUAAUACCCAAGUAGGAAAGGAUUACUGAUCCCAGGACUAAAGAUUUUAGCCAGCAGGGAUCUCGCUGGACACUUAGGAAAAUACUAGAGGAAGCCACUAGCGACUAAAAAGUGAAGGAAAGAUUUAAUUUCUCUACCCAGGUACAAAUUAAAUGUAUGUUAUAUAUGAUAUGCGGAAGGCACUGUAUGUAGGCAUAAGCAGACUUGGGUAACAGCUCUGCUACUAGUUAACAGUGAACUGGACUAGAUCAAGAGUUCUCGGUCUGUUCAAGUAAAAGGACUUGUGGUUUAAAAUUUGGCAGGGGUGGGGAACUGUGGAGUUAAGUGUUGGUAUCAUGAAUUUUAUAGAUGGAGAAAAUAUAAAUGUGCAUAUGGAAUUGCAGACCCCUUGCAGAACCCACAAAUUGUAGACUGCUGAGUUAAAUUAUCUCUGAGGUCCUCUCCACUCCAAAGUUUUAUGCUUCUAGUUUCUCCUCUUCAUUAUAUAUUAUCCCUAAGCUAAUUAAAAGUAUACUUCCUAAUCAGUUCCUUUGCUUUUUUUUCUGUGUCCCGGUUUCAUUUGCCCAUUAACUAACCUCACUUGACUGAGGUCUCCAAAAAAAGAGAGGGUAACAGUUACAGAUCUUUUAAACACAAUUCAUUCAUUUAAAAAACUUAAUGCAGUAUUCGUAAUCAUGGUUGAAUAUGAAUAAAAUGUAAUUAAGGAGAACCAAAUAUUUCACUGACACCAGAGUUAAAUUUUAUUUUACCUAUGUGCUUAAACAAAGAACUGUACUCACUGAACAAUUAUUAGGAAAUCAAUUUGUUUAAGUUGUAAAAUGUACUUAUUUUUGGCAGAAACAACUUUUUUAGAUCCAGUUAAGCUGAUUUUUAAAAAUAGUUUGUAUCCCAUAGAGUGUAUCUCCAUUAUAUCAUUCUCUCUUUCUCGCCCUCUUUCAUUUAACUACUUCAUAGUAAAUCAUAGCAUACAGGUUGAUGAAUAAGUAAUAUUGUAAAAGUAAAUGAGAGUGGAAGAAUCAACCCUCUGAUGAAUAUGACAGUUUUCCAAAAACGUAAGCCUUGAUGAAAAGGCUGCUUAAAAACAGCUGUGUACUAUGAAUAUUCAACUUUAUUGAUUUGCCUUGCUUAGCACUUCAGUUAUUGUCUUGCCAUAAAACUUAAUUGCACUGUACACAUUUUUGAAUAGUGGCAAGAAUGUUCUUUAGUACUACAAAUAACCAACAGAGGAUACCAAGCCAAUAUGUUGAUUUCUCCUGUUACAAGAAAUUUGGUACUUUUAAUGAUGGUUAUUUUGGUCUUCGACUCCUCUGUGUGUCAGUCCUGCUAGAGAGGCAGCUUAGAAUCAAGAGUAUUUUUCAUAGAGAUAGGAUGGCCUUGGUAGUUUGCCCCUUGAGAUGAACUUAUGGUUUAAGUUAUUAGCUAUAAUGAUAUGGGACCCUUAAUUAGAAAAAUCUUUUAAUCCUUUCUCUGAAAAUUAGUCAUAAUUUUUUGUGAAAUUGGCUAUGUUUGAGAAAUUCAUUUCUAAGUUUUAAUAUGUAACAUUUAAAAAUUUUUAAAUAAAUGGAUAUACAAAGGAAGAAUUUGAGGCAAACAUAAUUUUAUAGCUCAUUUUCUCUCCACUUAAAAAUGCAUUAAUUCCAAGUAUAGAACAGCUAGCUCCAGGAUUCCCCUACCCCAUUUUUGGCCUACGGAAUGUUCUUGUAUUGCUCAGUCAUUUUCAUAAACCUGAUAUUUGGUACACACCUUUCUUUGUCAUAUGAUCUGAAGGUAGAGUUGGAUAAUCCAAUAGAAACUACAUUAAUCAAACAAUUUAGCAUUUCUGUAAAAUACUUUCAAAAGAUAACCACAUUUACUUGCAGGAUUAGAGAUACAAAUACUAAUGGUAGUAUUUUGCUUAAGAACAGUCACAUAUUAAUCCAGUAAUAUGGGAAGUUGCCUGUACUUAAUUCUUUUGCAAGAAGACAGCAAGUUUUUGUUGUUUGCUUAAUGGUAUUUUCUCUACAGAGAUCAGAAUGCCCGAAGAUUUUUAUAUCCCUAAGAAGGUCACUUGGGUUUUCAAAUAAUAGUCAAGCUGGACUGAACAUAAAACUUUUAUCUCCAUUAAAAGAAGUUAUUUAACUGAACUAUCAUGAAUCAUUCAUUUAUUAGUUGUGGUAAAUAAAAUGGGAAACAUUUCAAAUCAUUAGGUAACUUCUGACCUGGAACUGAAUUCUCCCUUAAUAUCUUUUUUAUUUGCCUUUUUUUUUUUUUUUUUUUUAAUAGACUCAGUACGGGCAUCUUAACUGAUAAGGGAGAGAUUCUUGAUCUGGAACCAUUCCCUGCCAUCCUGCUUUUUUUUUCCUGUCACAGAUGCUGGCUUUAGAGUACAUGUCACCAGGAUCUAUUUCAAGUUAAUGACAUUGAAAUGUUGAUGCUUGGUUGGAUAUAUUGCUGUUUAACAAAAUCGUUUUAUAGUAUGCUUUCUCAAAGCUUCUGUGUUCUUAAUAAUGGAAACUAUCAAUAAAUUAAAUGGUGUGAUUCAAAGUAUAAAUAGGUUUUUGACACUAAUUAUGUGCUCUUACAACUUUGAUAAUUUAUUGCUCUGUAAGUUAAACUUCACAUGGAGUGACCACUUGCCACCAGAAAAUCUUAUUUUACCUGCUAAGUAGAAUGAAAGUAGUGUGUGACCUCCACUUUUUAGCUAAUGAGUAGUAAGCUUAUAAUAGGGGCCAUUUAUCUUACCUGUUUUGGGACUUGGGCCUUGUUACUUUCCUUUGGUUAGGAGAGGCAAUUUAAAAUAUCUGCUGGGAAGCAGUAAAUCUAUGAGAUGACCCGCUAGUCUUAGGUUUAGAGAGAUGAAUACCAGUUAAUGCUAACAGGAUUCUUAGACUUUGAGGAGUUUCCAUCCAAGCUUUGGCAUGAAUCUGUUAGACAAAAUUUUAUUCACUCCUUUAAGAAUCUUAGGACGGUUUUCCUUUUGAUUGUUAACAAUUUUUAAGCAUCUGGUGUCUUUUUUUUUUUUUUUUAACCCUUUAAGAAAUAAAAGUCUGUUUUUGAGUAGGUAUUGAUUGUUUCAUGGAAACUCAGAAGUGUUUGUAGGCUCUGUGCAUGCUUUGUAUGAGUUCAGUUUGAACAAUACAUUUUAAAUCAUCGGAGGUGUCCAAUUCUGGCAUGAAUUCACUAGUUGUGUUUUUUAAACAUUUUUCAUGUCAUUUUUCAAACCUUACUUCCCAUCUUACUCAGAAAGGUUAAUCAAGGAAUGAAAUUUAUUUGGGGAUAGGGAUGGGGGUGGGUUGGGGACUUGAGUGAAGUCAACUUGGGGUAUUUGCUUUAAAGUGUUUCUCAAGCAGUUCCUAACAGUAUGUAGAGAUUCCCUGGGAUGUUUGUGUACUCAGCUUAUUCUGGACAAAGUGGUGGUCUUAGUGAGAUUUGCAUUCUUAAUGCAGGACGGCUCUAAAUUUCAUCGGUAGCGUAACUUUGUUACUGAAUCCAAGAAGAUAAUGGGCAGAGAUAAUGCUCCUAUUUACAGUGUUUCUGGCAAGUGCUCCCUAAAGUGCACAUGCAGUUCUCAGUUUUCUGGGUUUUUAAUCCCAUGGUGCUAGGAGAUACCAUUUGUUUCUGCAGCUCUUAGAAAUGGGGAGAAGGCUUUGGGACCAGUGAGUAAGGGGCAGCUGGAUCAUUCACUAGAUUUUUUUUGUUCAAGACACACUAGAGACCCUCGGAUAUAUCUAGUAAGUGAUAAUAAGGGUGCUAGAGGAAACCUUAUAUUUGAAGACACAUGGAGGAGGCCGUAGAAAAUCUAAACUUUUAAGAGGAAAAAAAACAUACCAUUAGAUAAAACAGAGCUGUAACUGCUGGCUAAGACUCAAUGGAACUUCCACUUGCUCUAAAACCAGGGAAAUCUUAGAUAACUGGGUGUGAUCUAUCUAUAGAUACACAGAGUCUAUAGGUACAUUUCUAAAAUAAGGAUCUUUCUCUCAGUUGGUGAUCCUCUGGUUUUGGCUGUACCAAAUUGUGAAUAUUCUUGCUGUGUUGUAACCAGUUGCUUUAUAUUGAUACUGCAA